This is a messenger RNA of Xyrauchen texanus (razorback sucker), 480 nucleotides long. It is a transcript of the gene asb8, whose product is annotated as ankyrin repeat and SOCS box containing 8. NCBI's taxonomy places the organism in Eukaryota, Metazoa, Chordata, Actinopteri, Cypriniformes, Catostomidae. The record is from RefSeq and is a predicted model, not a curated record. Gene Ontology annotation, molecular function: protein binding.
AUGUCUGGUGUAGACAGGUUUCACAACCUGGUCACUGUUUUUGCUCUGCUGGAGAGUGGCGCUUGCCUCAAUGUUAACAAUUACAACAACGACACGCCUCUUAGUGGGGCAGCCAUGAAGGGCAACCUGGAGUGUGUGCGUGUGCUGCUAGAGUACGGUGCUCAAGUGCAUGACACCAGCCUAAAGGGCCAGACGCCUAUAUCCCCGCUGCUGUCUCGGGGUCUGGGAACGGAACAGGAGGAAAAGUCUCUGGAGCUGCUUUGCAAUGCUGCGGCGUUCGAGAUCUGCAAGGCAGAUGGCUCCUUGCCACGUGAGCUCAGUAAAGAUCCUCAGUUACUGGCAACUAGUCUGGUAGCUCAGCCACCUACGUUGCUCGCCUUUGCUCGCUGUGUCAGUAGCAUGGGAGUGCAUUACAUCCCCUCUGCUGUAAAACAGCUCCCUCCAGAGUCAGUUAAAGAAUAUGUGCUCCUCAGAGACUGA